This is a messenger RNA of Theobroma umbraticum, 1787 nucleotides long. Its product is annotated as serine/threonine-protein kinase-like protein CCR1. NCBI's taxonomy places the organism in Eukaryota, Viridiplantae, Streptophyta, Magnoliopsida, Malvales, Malvaceae. Gene Ontology annotation, biological process: protein phosphorylation. Gene Ontology annotation, molecular function: protein kinase activity; ATP binding. The record is from RefSeq and is a predicted model, not a curated record.
ACAAACAAAAGAAAAAAAAAAUGGCGACACCCACGUUCUACCGUCGUCACCAACCUCAUCAACUAUCUCUUUCUCUUUCUAAUACUCACUUCAAGCUUAAACAAAGAACCCUCCAUUUCCCCUUCAAUUCCAUGACAACAAAUAAGAAGAACAAAACGACGACGAGGACGACAAGAGCAACAAAGACCUGCCAUGCAAAUCCUCAAAAUCACCAUGUUUCUCCUUCUUCUCCUCCUCAUUUCCGCCAUUUCUGCAUCUGGGUUCGGAUCAAUGGGCCCCAUCUCCGCCGCAUUCGGCGAGGACGGCUUCUUCUGUGCCAUUGAUGCCAGCGGCAAGCAGGCAGUUAUAUGUUGGAGCAAAAACAGCAGCUCUGCUUCUUCUUCUUCUGCUACUUCAUCUACUUCAUCUUCACUAUCUUCCUUAGACUUUGCUUCUCAAGUUCCUCAAAUGGCAGCUCUCUCAGGUGGUGAAGGUUUCCUUUGUGGCAUCUUGGCAAAUACUUCUCAAGUUUUUUGCUGGAGCUUAAUGGGGUCAGGUACAGAUCUUGUUCCUAGAAAUUAUAAAACCACGGCUUAUUCUUAUAUAGCUUCUGGAAAGAAUCAUGUUUGUGGAAUUAGAGGGGCCUAUUAUUCUGAUCAUGAGUCCGGUAUCGUUGAUUGUUGGGAAAUCGUAAAGAGUUCUAAUAAUACUUUAAGCUCAAAACAGAGUAGUCUGUUUUAUGAUCAGAGUGUCAGUAAUCUUGUUUUUAAAAUGAUUAUUUCUGGUGAAGGGUUUAGCUGUGGUGGGAUUAGAGAAGGAGGGCUUGUUUGUUGGGGACCAAAUGCGGAAUUUUUAGGGGUUUCGAAUGUUUCGGAUAGUUUUUUAGCUUUAGCUUCUGCAGUGCUAGCAGAUGGGAGGCAAGUUGCUGUCAAGAGGGCAAACGCUGCCACAAUAAUCCACGGUAACAGUCGUGAUUUUGAGAUGGAACUUGAAAUCCUUUGCAAUGUGAGACAUUGCAAUAUCGUGAAUUUGAUAGGUUAUUGUUCAGAGAUGGGGGAGAGGCUGCUUGUUUAUGAAUAUAUGCCCCAUGGUACACUGCAUGACCACCUUCAUGGAGGGCUUUCUCCUCUGAGUUGGAGCCUUCGUUUGAAGAUCGCGUUGCAGGCUGCAAGGGGACUUGAGUACCUUCACAAGGAAGUUGCGCCUCCAAUUGUCCACCGGCAUGUCAAGACUUCAAACAUUCUUUUGGAUUCAGAGCGGGGAGCACGAAUUGCAGAUUUUGGACUUCUUACAUCAAGUGAGAGGGAUCUUGAUCUUAGUGGGGACAUGAAGAGUGAUGUCUACAGCUUUGGCAUUGUGUUAGUGGAGAUUCUCAGUGGAAGGAAAGCUUUUGACAGAGAUUAUACACCUCCAAGUAUAAUUGACUGGGCACUGCCCUUAAUUAAACAGGGUAAAGCAGCUGCCAUAAUUGAUCGUUUUGUCACUCUUCCAAGGAAUGUUGAGCCUUUGCUUAAAUUGGCUGAUGUAGCUGAGUUGGCUGUCAGAGAAGAUCCUAGUGAGCGUCCUACAAUGUCAGAUUUGGUAAAUUUGUUGCAGCAAAUUGUGAAGGAUGGACUGGUCUUGUGAUCUUCAAUUUGACUCCCUAAGUUUUGAGCAAAUCCUAUGAACAGAUUAGCAAAACACUUGUGACAGCUUGUUAAUUGAGUAUAGCUAUUUUGGCAACUGUAAAUUAAUGAUCAACUUCUUGUACAUGAGAAUGAGAUGCAAUGCAUUACUUAAUAUCCACAAAGUGAAUAAGGUUCAUUUUU